Molecule: messenger RNA, 666 nt
Organism: Knipowitschia caucasica
Lineage: Eukaryota; Metazoa; Chordata; Actinopteri; Gobiiformes; Gobiidae
Source: the annotation of a GenBank genome assembly
AUGAUCAAGGCAGAAGAAGAGGAGUUUGUGUCAGAAGAGGGAGAGGAGCAGAUCAAGGAGGGAGAGGAGCAGGCCAAUGAGGGGGAGGAGCAGGCCAAUGAGGGAGAGGAGCAGGCCAAUGAGGGAGAGGAGCAGGUCAAAGAGGGAGAGGAGCAGGCCAAUGAGAGAGAGAAGCGGGUCAAGGAGGGAGAGGAGCAGGUCAAAGAGGGGGAGGAGGAGGUCAAGGAGGGAGAGGAGCAGGUCAAAGAGGGAGAGGAGCAGGUCAAAGAGGGAGAGGAGGAGGUCAAGGAGGGAGAGGAGCAGGUCAAAGAGGGAGAGGAGCAGGUCAAGGAGGGAGAGGAGCAGGUCAAAGAAGGAGAGGAGCAGGUCAAAGAGGGAGAGGAGCAGGUCAAAGAGGGAGAGGAGCAGGUCAAGGAGGGAGAGAAGCAGGUCAAGGAGGAGGAGGAGCAGGUCAAAGAGGGAGAGGAGCAGGUCAAGGAGGGAGAGGAGCAGGUCAAAGAGGGAGAGGAGCAGGUCAAGGAGGGAGAGGAGCGUUGUCUGGCUAUUUGGACAAUAUUGCCUGUGAUGUUGAUGAGGUCCUGUGGCCCGACCCAGCCCGAUGACAUGAUGCCGCCCAAUGAUUUCAGUGUCAACAUACUGUACAACAUACAGUACAACAUACUAUAA